GCUACAACCAUCUCCGAAAUAUCCUGAACUGCGAAUCACGAAAUGACAACUGCACAAGUCUUCUUCGAUCAUCGCACUGAAAAACUCACCAGUGAAGAAACCCACUACAAAGGUGACCCAGAGCGUUACGAGAAGGAAUGGGUUCCGCUGAUCAAGGCGUACAAUAAGGCACGUGAGGAUGCUAUUCCAAAGGAAUAUCUAGCGCCUAAAGGGCUCUUGCCUGAAGGCGACCUUGACUAUGCACCAUUCGAUGCCACCACGGUUCCUGCAAAGGUCCUUGACCCUAAGUCUCUGGCAAUCACUGAACUCACCGCUGUUGAAAUUGCAAAGAAGAUCAAGGCCAAAGAACUCACGGCGGUUCAAACAAUCACCGCAUUCAUCAAGAGGGCAACAAUUGCUCAUCAGUUGACCAAUUGCGCCAUGGAGGUUCUGUUUGAAGAAGGGCUGAAAAGAGCUCAGGAACUCGAUUCAUACUACGAGACAACAGGUGAAUUGGUUGGUCCAUUGCACGGUGUUCCGGUGUCUUUGAAAGAGCACUACAACUACGCAGGACGUGUUACAACCUGUAGUUUUGUUGCAUGUUUGACCAAUAUUACACCGGAGUUCUCACUCACCAACCAAAUCCUUUAUGACCUUGGUGCAGUGUUCUACAUCAGAACCACAGAGCCUCAAUGCUUGAUGCAUUUGGACUCUGAGAACAACAUCACGGGUCGUGCAAGAAAUGCACACAAGCUUUCUAUGUCUCCAGGUGGAUCGUCCUCUGGUGAGGGUGCAUUGAUCGCAAUGAAAGGUUCUCCGUUAGGUGUUGGUUCAGAUAUUGGUGGUUCAAUUCGUUCCCCAUGUGCAUUCAACGGCAUCUGGGGUAUGAAACCUUCUAAUAAGAGAGUUUCUAUGAAAGAUGUCAUGAUGGCACCAACUGACACGUGCAAUGAGAUGAUUGUCUGCUCUUUAGGUCCAAUGGCCAACUCGCCAGAGGAUUUGGAUCUUUUUAUGAAGUCUUAUCUCAGCAAGAAGCCAUGGAAUGAGGAUGCUACUUGCAUGCCAAUUGAGUGGAGAACUGUUCCAACUCCAAAGCCUUCGGAGUUGACCAUUGGUAUUUGCUACGAUGAUGGUGUCGUGAAGCCACAUCCACCUGUGCUUCGUGCCUUGAAGGAGGUUGAAAAGAAGUUGAGGGCAGUAGGUAUCAACGUUGUCUCUUGGGAGCCACACAGAGUCUAUGAAGCUGUUGAAGUGGCUUUUGCAUCCUACACUGCAGAUGGUAACUACACUGCAAUCAACAGAUUGGCUGCAUCUGGUGAACCUGUUGUUCCUCUAACUGACCAUUACUUACAGAUGGGUAAAGGUGACAAGGGCCUUUCCACACUUGAACAACACUUUUAUACCAACACCAGGGAAGCUUUGCGCCAGGAGUACCUUGAUUUAUUCAACAAGAGAGGCGUUAACUUCGUUCUUGCACCAACAUACGUUGGUGUCGCACCUAAACCGUCCACCAUCAAAUACUGGGGUUAUACUGCCUUGUGGAACAUUUUGGACUACACCUGUGUCACUUUCCCAUCUGGGAUCAGUGCUUCAAAGGAACUGGACCCUGCAGAGGACAUUGAACCAAGAAAUGAGUAUGAAGCCUAUGAGUAUGGCUUGUACAACGCAGAGGAUGCGGAUGGGCUGCCAGUUGGCUUGACGCUAGUUGGUAGACGUUAUACUGAAGAGGAAACUUUGAAAGCUUCCACGGUUAUUCGUGACGCUUUGAAAGCGUAAUUGACUUAACACAUUGUAUAAGUCAUGAAGUUUACAAAUUGGUUGUUAUACAAGAAGAAU
Molecule: messenger RNA, 1815 nt
Organism: Williopsis jadinii
Lineage: Eukaryota; Fungi; Ascomycota; Saccharomycetes; Phaffomycetales; Wickerhamomycetaceae
Product: amidase
Exons: 1
Coding region: 43-1755 (570 amino acids)
Source: RefSeq, a predicted model, not a curated record